AUGGCUUCCAAAGCGAAAGACGCCAAAGUACCCACUUUGAAAGGACAGGAAGCGGAAGCCAAGAUUCUAGGCUAUCUCAAACAAAUGAAUAGGCCAUUCGGAGCUGUCGACGUCGCAGCGAAUCUCAAAGGUGCUAUACCGAAAGCAACUGUUCAGAAACUCUUAGUCGCUUUAGCCGAGAAGGGCGAAUUAGUCCAGAAGACAUAUGGCAAAACUACGUUCUUCGUUGUCAACCAGUCUACGCUCGAGGUGGUCGCAGCAGAGAAGUUGACUUCCCUGGAAGCUGAAAUCAAAACGCUGGAGGAGGAAAACAAACAGUUGGCGAUGGAUGUCAAGGGCUUAAGCUCAGAACUGACAAAGGCCAAGUCGUCUCUGACAAACGAAGAAUUGUCGGCGCAAAUCGAGAACCUCGAGACCGAGAACGCCCAAAUCCAUUCACGACUAUUACCAUUGAGGCAAGGCGCGCAGCCCAUUUCGCCAGAGGAACUGCAGCAAUUACAAACUGACUGGGAGAAAUGGAAGACGGAAUGGGUUCGGCGGCGAAAGGUGUUUCAAAACCUGUGGGGACUGGCAGCCGAUGCUCUCGCACCUCAAGACGCCGCGGUGCUGGAAGAGGAACUCGGGAUAGAGUGCGACACGCCCGAGCAUCAAGCGUUGGAACAGAGCCCCCUGUUCAUCCAGAAGACACUGAAGCGAAAGCGAUGCUAA
Coprinopsis cinerea okayama7#130 is the source of this 708-nucleotide messenger RNA. RefSeq lists its product as hypothetical. The transcript is spliced from 7 exons. Lineage: Eukaryota; Fungi; Basidiomycota; Agaricomycetes; Agaricales; Psathyrellaceae. The record is from RefSeq and is a predicted model, not a curated record. Gene Ontology annotation, molecular function: double-stranded DNA binding; recombinase activator activity. Bases 1 to 708 code for a protein of 235 amino acids. Gene Ontology annotation, cellular component: condensed nuclear chromosome; DNA recombinase auxiliary factor complex. Gene Ontology annotation, biological process: meiotic joint molecule formation; homologous chromosome pairing at meiosis; meiotic strand invasion involved in reciprocal meiotic recombination.